AAUUCUUUUAUAGUUUGUCACAGAAUGUAUUUGUUUAUAAAAUCUAAAUGUAUAAUCAUUAUAUAAAUUUAAAUUCACAGAUUACUAUCUAUAACUAAAUGCUGUUUGAUAAUUUAUCGGUGUACAUUAUAUUCACGGGUACCUAUUUGUAAAAUGGAGAUUAGACAAAAACAGUUAAUGGAUUUGAAAUUGUACGUACAAGACGUAGAAGCUGAAGUGACGAUGAUCCUGCAAAGUCUCCAAUGGGACAGGAAGGGUCUAACUCAGAAUGGCUGUAUGGAGUCAUGUAAAUAUGACAUCAACCACAGAAUACCCACCCAUACAAAGGUCGAACAUGAGAAGCAGUGUCUGCUUAAGCAUCUCGGCUACUCUAAAGAAGAUGUGCUACUACCAGAUCCUCCUGACGUUAAUGCAAACACUCUUGUUACAUUGAAUAAAUGUGAUAUACAGAAAAUAAUAAAUGCUGCAUCAAAUAGUGAUCCAUCAUUCAGAAAAGGUACAGGAUGUGAUGGAACGGAGCCGUUGACACUGGGUAGACUGCAGACCGUGUACUCAGCAGACGAGAGACGCGCUGUAUACGACGCUGUUGUUAAGGCUGUGCCAUCUUGCCAUGAUCUUGCUGAUUUGGCUCUGCCAAGUUCCAGCGGCGAUGAUUCAAAAUCGGCCGGCACCAAAUCCAGGCUGGAAGUGUUGGCAGAGCUGCGGAACAUGAAGCGGCGCCGUACAAAGUACCGCGUCGCCGCCAAGACGCGGAACUACUCGGACGUGCUGCGGGAUGUUAUUAAAACACAGAUGGAGAUAUAUACAGAAGUUAGUGAAACAGCAAUAAAACCAAAUAUCCCUCACAAAGCUGAUGCCGAGGAAAGUAAACAAGAUAAUCACAAAAUUAAUGGUAACAAGUUAGACAAGUACAAAUCUGAAAUCUAUUCCAGACAUAAACAAAAGAGAGAUAACAGAUAUGAUACGUCUCCAAAAAGAUACAAAGAAGAUCAAGAUGGAGGUGACAGAAAUAGAUACGAUAAUAAAGCGCAUGACAGAAAUAGAGAUUGGAGAGACAGAAGGAAAGAUAAAAAAGACAUUCAUCGGGAGAAAGAGAAAUAUGAUAAACGAAAUUUAGAUAAUAGAAAUAAAUAUGAUAAUGACAGGGAAAAGAAACACCAUCAUAUCGACGAGAAAUACAAGAAAAUGUAUACAAAUAGAGAAGAUAAUAAAUAUUACAAUGAAAGGAAAAAAGAUCCAGAAGAAUCAUAUUACAAAAGUUACAAGGAUAGACCUUCAUCGAGAGACAGCAGACAGUAUGAUAAAAGUGACUAUAAAUAUUCUAGAAAUAAAGAAAUAAUUAAAGGUGAACAAAAACGGUAUUAUGACGACGCUAAAGAAGAUGAUACAUCUUACAGAAAAAAGAUACGGCACAAAUAAUUUGUUACAAUAAAAGGUAUU
Molecule: messenger RNA, 1440 nt
Organism: Achroia grisella
Lineage: Eukaryota; Metazoa; Arthropoda; Insecta; Lepidoptera; Pyralidae
Product: U11/U12 small nuclear ribonucleoprotein 48 kDa protein-like
Exons: 6
Coding region: 154-1419 (421 amino acids)
Source: RefSeq, a predicted model, not a curated record